CUCAAGAACUUCAACAAAACAGACAGGUCUGGGGAGCUCACAGAGGAGAUUUCAUGGAGCUCUUCUUGUCUUUCUGGGGCUGCUGAGUGUUUUCCUGCUGGCUGGACUCAUCGGCCUCGGUGUCCACUACCACAGUGUGCGCAGUUCAGCUGAAGAUAUCUCCGUUAUCAUAGACAACCUGACUGAGCGUCUCCAGGACAGUAAUAACAAGCUUUCUUCCAUGUCUGAAGAGAGAGACCUGCUGCUUGCCAACCUCAGUGAAAUAACUAAAGAGAUGGAAAAGCUUCAGAGUUUGUCUGUACAGAACCACAGUGUGCGCAGUUCAGCUGAAGAUAUCUCCGUUAUCAUAGACAACCUGACUGAGCGUCUCCAGGACAGUAAUAACAAGCUUUCUUCCAUGUCUGAAGAGAGAGACCUGCUGCUUGCCAACCUCACUGAAAUAACUAAAGAGAUGGAAAAGCUUCAGAGUUUGUCUGCACAGAACAGAAUUUGUCCUGCAGGAUGGAGGAUGUUCAGAUCUUCCUGUUAUCUCCUCUCCAGUGAGUCUGGUUCCUGGUCAAGAGGCAGACAGGACUGCAGAGAGAAAGGAGCAGAUCUGGUGGUUAUAGACAGCACUAAAGAACAGACAUUCUUGUCUACCUUCACUGAGGUAGAAACUUGGAUUGGUUUGACUGACAGAGACGAAGAGGGAACCUGGAAAUGGAUUGAUGGAACACCACUGACUUUAAGUUACUGGACGACAAAUCAGCCUGAUAAUGGAGGUGGAGAUCCGCAGUGGGGUGAAGAGGACUGUGCACAUAUCAGGGCUGAGGGGAAAACUGGAGACAACUGGAAUGAUCGGUCAUGUAAUACUUCUCUGCGGUGGAUCUGUGAGAAAAAUGCUGGUGUAUAAUAUGUAAAAAUGCUUUUUCAAAGCAAACUAUGAUUUUGCAAAAGGCAAAUCAGUUUGUAUGUGUGUGAAUUUAAAACUUUUCUCUGCUGUGCUGAUGACCUUUUGCUUCUGCUCUGCCUUUUUAAAGAGAUUUCUAUAAAUUAGAUGUUUACGGCUUUUGCCAGAAGAGCUUCAUUAACCAAUUUCCAAUGUUUCAAACAACUAAAAGAAGCAGACAGAUAAAACAAAUCAAACCUCUGCAAAAUGCAACAGAUUCAUAAAAACCUUUAUUUUGAUUAAUGUCUUAGCUAAAGAUUUCAUGAUAGUUGAAAGUUGCAAAAAGCCUGAUUGAGACCAUUUCUUAUGACAUCCCUCAUAUCAUAAUUAAACAAUGUAAUAUAGAUUUUGUGUAAUUAUGUCUUAUUAUAAUCAUCAAAUGACGCUUUCCUGAAAAUAAUUUUUAAAUGAAGUCUGUUCAGCAGCUGACAGAUCUCUUUAGCAGAGGCCAUCGGUGCUUUUGAAUUUUACUUGAUAAUUAGUGGUUUCACUCAGGAAACACUUGCUGUUGUGAGAGAAUAAUCAAAUUAUUUUAGAUGAAAUGUAAACCAAAACUAUUCAACAGAUGAGUCAAUAUAAAGUCAGUCAAUUACAACAUAUGAGCACUGUACUGGAGUCAGACGUUUGUCAUGACGUCCUUUGUAAUGCUGGUAGCUGAUACUGGUUGUGGCUUUUUAUGUAAUUAU
This is a messenger RNA of Thunnus maccoyii (southern bluefin tuna), 1614 nucleotides long. RefSeq names its product CD209 antigen-like protein C. The transcript is spliced from 7 exons. The coding region runs from base 221 to 892 and encodes 223 amino acids. Lineage: Eukaryota; Metazoa; Chordata; Actinopteri; Scombriformes; Scombridae. The record is from RefSeq and is a predicted model, not a curated record.